AUGAAAGUAAGUUCCGCAAUUACAGCUGAUUAUCUCCUCAUACUAACUGGACAGUUCAUUGAUGAAGUGGAUAUCGAGUUGGUGAAUCAAGAAUUGAAUUUUCAUUCCCCAGAUAACAACCUUGUGAUCAAGGGUGGAUGUGACCUUUUCACAACCAAGCCAAUAGGAACGGACAAGAAACUUUUCCGAACUAUUGACAAGCACUUGGAUCAAAUAAUGGAAGAUAAUCAAUUAUCACAAUCGAUUGAGAGGGAUCGUCAACAUUCCAUUAAUUCGUUGUUAGGAAGCAGCGCUUCUCCUCUCCAAUCUCAUUUUGUGAGACGUGGAAGUUUUGUCAAUGAUAAGGACCGAAGGCCAAGCAAUUCGCUGUUGACAUUCAAUAAGAACGAAGUGGUUUCCUUUCCCAACUCGAUUGGCACUUCCAAUCUUUCACUGUCGUUGCUUGAUGACCAGUACGAAGAAGUCUCGACUGAGGAAUCACCUUUUGGCCCAUUGAAGAAUUCUUCAACUAGAAGAAAGUUUGCAUACUUGAUUGCUGUUCUUAAUACAACUUAUCCUGACCAUGAUUUCAGCAAUUUACAACCAACAACAGAGAAUUUUCACAAAGUUGAAUCUCCAGAAGUGUUGAUCAAUCGAUUUAAUAACAUCAUGGUUUCUCUUGGUAAGAGAGAAGAUUUGCUAAGUUGGAUUUGGGACAUUGUCAAUGUUUAUAUGGAUAUGAUUCCGCCUAGGUCGCAGAACCUCGCUUCAUCGAACUCAAGGAAGAAUAGUGUGAUCAACAGCCCAAUUGCAACGUCACCUAAGACUGAGCAGCAUCCCAGUUCAGUGGAUCAUUGCUGCAAGAUUUAUGAAUUCCAACCUUCCGAUCAAUCAAUUUUGGAAGAUUUAAACCAUCCUUAUCAAACUAUGUGGUCGUAUUAUUGGUUCAUUUACAACAAGAAGAAGAAAAGAGUCUGUUUUCUUUAUCUUACUGCGAUCAAUAGAGUUCACUUUUCACAGGUUAGGAACAACGGGGAGCGCAUAAGUGGAAAUGAAAAGGCAGAUGAAAAUAGAGAGAAAAAUUUCGACGAACCUUACAGCGACUAUUACAUGGAUGAUGACAUGGACAAUGACAGAAGUGAUGCUGAUAUUAUUGGGGACAUGGAAAUGUAG
Sungouiella intermedia is the source of this 1152-nucleotide messenger RNA. The record is from the annotation of a GenBank genome assembly. Lineage: Eukaryota; Fungi; Ascomycota; Pichiomycetes; Serinales; Metschnikowiaceae.